AUGUGCUCACCAGCUCCUUCCCAGCAGAUGUCAUGCUCAUGCCAGAGCCAGCCAAUUUACACACAAGCUCAGCCCGCUCAAUCAUGUGGAUGUGCUCAGUCGACGACACAGCAGACACUUCAGUACUCCACCACGCAAUGUCAACCAGCUUGCCAACAGAGCUGUGCUCAACAGUGCUCCACCUCGACGGCUUACGAUUGUCAGCCAAACUGUCAGACUUCAUGCCAAGCUUCGUGUACUCCAUCCUAUAACACAGCUGCAGCUCCAGUGACCAACCAAUGCCAACCAGCUUGUCAACAGCAAUGCCAGCAGUCCUGCGUCCAACAGCAGCAGCCUGUAGCUCAGUGCAACACUCAAUGUCAGCAACAAUGCGAUGUCGCCUGCGCCGCGCCUCAGCAGCAGCAACCACAGCAGCAGGUCGUCCAGGUCCAGAUCUCUCUUCCCGUAGCACAACAACAAAGCGCACAGUGCCAACCAGCUUGCCAGCAACAGUGCCAGCAAUCUUGCACCGCUCAACAGAUCCCUACUGCUCAGUGCGCUGAUCAGUGCCAAGCGCAAUGUGUCGACGCUUGUGGAACCUCAUCUCAGCUUCCUCCGAUCACCUACGACAACAACAACAAUUACAACAACAACCAGUGUGCUCCCGCCUGUCAACCAGCCUGUCAGCCAGCCUGCACCGAGCAAUACCAGCAGCAGCAACCUCAACAACAAUACCAACAACAGUACCAACCUCAACAGCAAUAUCAACCUCUACCUUCAUCUCAACCCAUCUACCAGGUUUCUUCAACUGUUGCACCUCAACGUGACUACGGUUGCAUGCCACAAUGCCAGACUCAAUGCCAGUCGUCCUGCGUCGCUCAGCAGCAACCCGUUUCUCAGUGCCUUGAUAGCUGCAGCUCACAGUGCUCGCAGAGCUGUGGACAGCCAACAGUUCAAGCCCAACCUCAGUGUGUUUCCGCUUGCAUGCCAGCCUGUGACAACUCCUGCGUCGCUGCUCAACAGCCUGUGCAACAGUCUUGUGCUCAGCAAUGCCAACCCCAAUGUACUCCCAGCCAACCAGCCGUCCAAUGCCAGCAGUGCCAAACCGCUUGCUCCGAUUCACAGCCAACUCAGCAAGUCAUCCAGAUCGUUCUCCAGCAGAGCGUCGCUCAAUCCGCUCAAUGCCAACCACAAUGCGAGACCAGCUGCGUCUCUCAGUGCACCCAACAAAACCAGUCCAUGGCAUCUUGCCAGCCAGCCUGCACUCAGAGUUGCACUAGCUCGUGCGCUGCUUCUCCACUAGCUACACCUGCCGUCGUCGCUUGCCAACCAUCAUCGGCUACCUCGUCGUGCCAGUGCCAGACUGGAUACUCACCAUGCGCCAACAGCAACCAGUGCUGCCGUCGUCGUUAA
Molecule: messenger RNA, 1392 nt
Organism: Necator americanus (New World hookworm)
Lineage: Eukaryota; Metazoa; Nematoda; Chromadorea; Rhabditida; Ancylostomatidae
Exons: 1
Coding region: 1-1392 (463 amino acids)
Source: RefSeq, a predicted model, not a curated record